AUGCCAUUAGUUAGUAUAGAUUUAACGCUUUUGGUACUUACCGGUAGCAGCUUUUUCAUAUUGGGCGCCUACUAUCAACACCAUGAUUUCUUGAGCAAAGUCCACAGGCUCAUACAAGAGGAUCCAUAUGCUUUCUACAUACGCGAAAAAUUAUAUGACACGUUGCAACUUUUCAAUCCAUACUGCUUGGACCAACUAGAUGGCUCAAGUUCACGCAUGUCACAGAUCAUGAAAUACGGUUUUCCCGGCUUGGAUGACAUACGCGUCUAUUCGGAUUUUAUACUCUCUUACGAUCGUCGCAAUCGUGUCGCCCAUUGGGUUUAUGAACACUUGCGUGCGCCCUGCGUUAAAUCCAAUGGCAAUGGCGCGCAUCGUCGCGAGUCUUACUAUCAAGCCGAUAUGAGUGUGCCUUCGAAUUUUCGUGCUGAUUUAACAGAUUACAGGGAUUCACGAUUUGAUCGGGGCCAUCUGGCAGCCGCUGGCAAUCAUAAAUGCCAUCAGACACACUGUAAUGAGACAUUUUAUUUGACCAAUAUUGCACCACAAGUCGGAAAGGGCUUCAACCGUGAUGCAUGGAAUAAUUUAGAAAUUUAUGUACGUGAUUUAACUGAGCGUUAUGGUUCCGUUUAUGUUUGCACCGGUCCUAUUUAUAAGCCGAAACAUCAGCUGCGCGGUGUCACUGAUGCGGAGCAUUGCGGAAAGGUAGAUGACAAAUGGUGUGUGGAAUAUGAAGUGAUUGGUGAGAAUACUGUGGCGGUGCCAACGCACUUUUUCAAGGUUAUCACUGUCGAAUCAAAGCUACCGGGCGGUUCGCCCUAUAUGGAGGCGUACAUAAUGCCGAAUGCACCUAUUAGUAGCAGUACGAAUAUACGCAACUUCCUGGCCGAUAUUAGAGAAAUUGAGCACAUUGCAGGACUGCAAUUUUUCAAUGGCCUUCGUCGAAGCUUCUUUUUUGGCACCAAUUACAGUACGGCAAGUGAUAUAUACAGAAAUUUUGUUUGAAUAAUUG
Messenger RNA from Rhagoletis zephyria (snowberry fruit fly), 1009 nucleotides. Its product is annotated as endonuclease G, mitochondrial-like. Gene Ontology annotation, biological process: apoptotic DNA fragmentation. Gene Ontology annotation, cellular component: mitochondrial inner membrane; nucleus. Gene Ontology annotation, molecular function: RNA endonuclease activity; nucleic acid binding; metal ion binding. The record is from RefSeq and is a predicted model, not a curated record. NCBI's taxonomy places the organism in Eukaryota, Metazoa, Arthropoda, Insecta, Diptera, Tephritidae.